GAGUCCGCAAAUUUUGUCUUCUGCUUCUUUUUCCUUGUAUAAAAAAAUCAUUAUUUGUUUGAAUUCUCCAACAAUUGCUCCAGCUGGAUCCAAAGACAAGUCUGCAGACUUUAUCUGGCUUUUUCCGACUUUGAAAUCCAUUCUCUCUGAAGACAAGUCGAUCUUCGUUUAGACAAAAUGGCAUCUCUGUUUUCAGAUUUUGGCUUUAUAUGGUACUGGAAAGAGCUAAACAAGAUAGAAUUCAUGUAUUUUAAGGAAUUACUCAUACAUGAAAUUCUGCAAAUGGGUCUAAAACAGAUUUCUUGGACUGAAGUAAAGGAAGCAUCUCGGGAAGACCUUGCCAUCUUACUGGUAAAACAUUGUGACGGGAAUCAAGCCUGGGAUACGACCUUCAGAGUCUUCCAGAUGAUUGGGAGGAAUGUUAUCACUAAUAGGGCAACAGGAGAGAUUGCUGCACACUCAACAAUAUAUCGAGCUCAUUUAAAGGAGAAGCUGACCCAUGAUUGUUCUAGAAAGUUCAACAUCAGUAUUCAGAAUUUCUUCCAGGAUGAAUAUGAUCAUCUUGAGAACCUUCUUGUACCAAAUGGAACUGAAAACAAUCCAAAGAUGGUUGUCCUGCAAGGUGUAGCUGGAAUUGGCAAGACUAUUCUGUUAAAAAAUUUAAUGAUUGUCUGGUCAGAAGGCCUGGUAUUUCAGAACAAAUUCUCUUAUAUCUUCUACUUCUGCUGUCAUGAUGUGAAGCAAUUGCAGACAGCAAGCCUGGCUGAUCUGAUCUCCAGAGAGUGGCCUAGCCCCUCAGCUCCCAUGGAGGAGAUCCUAUCCCAACCUGAGAAACUCUUAUUCAUCAUUGACAGCUUAGAAGGGAUGGAAUGGAAUGUUACCCAACAGGAUUCGCAGCUGUGUUACAAUUGCAUGGAGAAGCAGCCAGUAAAUGUAUUGCUGAGCAGUUUGCUCAGGAAGAAGAUACUCCCUGAAUCAUCUCUCCUCAUCUCCACUAGUUGUGAGACUUUUAAGGAUUUGAAGGACUGGAUUGAGUACACAAAUGUGAGAACAAUAACCGGAUUCAAGGAAAACAAUAUUAAUAUGUGUUUCCACAGCUUGUUCCAAGAUAGGAACAUUGCCCAGGAGGCCUUCAGUUUGAUAAGAGAAAAUGAGCAGCUGUUCACUGUAUGUCAGGCCCCUGUGGUCUGCUACAUGGUGGCUACUUGUCUUAAAAAUGAGAUAGAGAGUGGAAAAGACCCAGUCUCCAUCUGCCGACGUACCACCUCCCUGUAUACCACUCACAUCUUAAAUUUGUUCAUUCCCCACAAUGCCCAAAAUCCAAGUAACAAUAGCGAAGACCUGCUGGAUAACUUGUGUUUUCUAGCUGUAGAGGGCAUGUGGACUGAUAUAUCUGUGUUUAAUGAGGAGGCUCUAAGGAGAAAUGGGAUCAUGGAUUCUGACAUCCCCACACUGCUGGAUAUUGGAAUUCUUGAGCAGAGCAGGGAAUCUGAAAAUUCUUACAUAUUCCUCCACCCGUCUGUCCAGGAGUUCUGUGCGGCCAUGUUUUAUCUGCUACAUAGUGAAAUGGAUCACUCUUGUCAGGGUGUUUACUUUAUAGAAACAUUCCUGUUUACUUUUCUAAACAAGAUCAAAAAACAGUGGGUUUUUUUGGGCUGUUUCUUCUUUGGUCUUUUACAUGAAACAGAACAAGAAAAGCUGGAGGCAUUUUUUGGCUACCACUUAUCUAAAGAAUUAAGGCGACAGUUGUUUUUGUGGCUGGAACUCCUAUUGGACACUUUACAUCCUGACGUAAAAAAAAUAAAUACCAUGAAGUUCUUUUACUGUCUGUUUGAGAUGGAAGAGGAAGUCUUUGUACAGUCAGCAAUGAACUGUAGGGAACAGAUUGACGUUGUGGUUAAGGGUUAUUCUGAUUUUAUUGUUGCUGCCUACUGCUUAAGCCAUGGCUCUGCACUGACAGACUUCUCCAUUUCAGCUCAAAAUGUGCUGAAUGAAGAGCUAGGCCAGAGGGGAAAGCUACUCAUACUUUGGCAUCAAAUAUGCUCUGUGUUCCUAAGGAAUAAAGAUAUCAAAACACUCAGAAUAGAAGACACUAUUUUCAAUGAACCAGUCUUUAAAAUCUUUUAUUCUUAUUUGAAGAACUCCAGCUGUAUCCUUAAAACACUUGUGGCAUAUAAUGUUUCCUUUUUAUGUGAUAAGCGCCUAUUCUUGGAAUUGAUUCAAAGCUACAAUUUGGAGGAAUUGUAUCUCAGAGGCACAUUCCUCUCCCACAGUGAUGUGGAAAUGUUGUGUGAUAUCUUGAACCAGGCAGAGUGCAACAUACGCAUACUGGAUUUAGCUAACUGUUCCCUCUGUGAGCAUUCUUGGGACUACCUUUCUGAUGUUCUUAGGCAGAACAAAUCCCUGAGAUACCUAAACAUCAGCUACAAUAACCUGAAGGAUGAAGGGCUGAAGGCUCUCUGUAGAGCUCUGACUCUCCCAAACUCUGCUCUGCAUUCACUAAGUUUGGAAGCCUGUCAACUGACUGGUGCCUGUUGUAAGGACCUUGCUUCUACUUUUACGCGAUAUAAAUGCCUGCGGAGGAUCAACCUGGCGAAGAACUCCUUGGGCUUCAGUGGAUUGUUUGUGCUGUGUAAGGCUAUGAAAGACCAAACGUGUACCUUGUAUGAGCUAAAACUGCGAAUGGCUGACUUUGAUAGCGAUUCCCAGGAAUUUCUACUUUCUGAGAUGGAAAGAAAUAAAAUCUUGAGCAUCGAAAAUGGUGUGUAAGCAGAAGCAGAAAUCAAGGGUGGACAUUCUGAUGCAAGAACAAUGGAUGUAUUGUGAACUCAAACUACUUCUGAAUGAAAGAGAGGAGGAUCUUUAUUUUGUCCUAUUGUGUAAAAAUUACAGGUCACUAACACUGCAGAGACAGGAUUUCUUUUUGCCACAUUCAGAUGAGUUUUACAAGAUAUAUGUGGCUUCCUUUUCGCACUACAGUUUCAGACACUCAUGCUAAAAUGACUGUCUUAUAAUGAUGUUUUUCUAAUACAGGUUUCUUAAGCACCUAAUAAAGGGUAAAAUAUCUUUAAGUAGUUGUUUGGAAUCUCAUAACAAGAGUUUUACUUUAUUUUGUAUUACUGGAGCUAUAGUGUAAGUCCAGGCAAUAAUGAUACCCAAAAGGUUGUGGGGAAGUUUUAGUUGGCUAUGCAUGUAAAGCCAAUAGCAGUAGCAUGAGCAACUGGACACUCAGAUAAUGGAAACUAUUGCUGUUUUUCUGUUUUGUAUUAAAGAAUAACAUAAGCAUUAUCCAAA
Molecule: messenger RNA, 3294 nt
Organism: Mus musculus (house mouse)
Lineage: Eukaryota; Metazoa; Chordata; Mammalia; Rodentia; Muridae
Gene: Nlrp4b
Product: NLR family, pyrin domain containing 4B
Exons: 9
Coding region: 178-2769 (863 amino acids)
Source: RefSeq, marked validated